Molecule: messenger RNA, 2296 nt
Organism: Populus euphratica (Euphrates poplar)
Lineage: Eukaryota; Viridiplantae; Streptophyta; Magnoliopsida; Malpighiales; Salicaceae
Product: probable inactive purple acid phosphatase 1
Molecular function (GO): acid phosphatase activity; metal ion binding
Source: RefSeq, a predicted model, not a curated record
GCCCUUAUUUUGGGGGCGGGGGGGCGGUGGUGUCCACGCCCCGUCUCAUGCACCUGGCGAUAUAGUUCUCCGGCCAGGCAGCCCCGACACGGUUGUGGUUCUGCCCACCAUUAUCGGAAAGUUACUGGAAUCUCCAAAAGAAGAUUUCAAGCCUGUUCAUAUUUACCCUACAACUGCUAUAAUUUGCCAUCUCAAUUCCCACCCCUCCACAUUCUCCUCCUACUUGCUUACUCCAUUCAUAUUCAAUCAAAGCUGCGACCCUUUUAUUCUUUCUUUUAUGUUUUACUAUACGUUAACUAGCAAAUUGGUCUUGUUUUACAGAUAUUGGGUUCCGAUGAUGAGAGGAUUAGGACUUGUAUUCUUUGCAUUUUUCUUGGUUCUCCCAACUCUUCUACGAGUGACAACUUCACAUGGAGAGCAGCCUCUUUCAAGAAUUGUUGUUCAAAGCACAGAACUUCAUCUUAGUGAAAAUGCUUAUGUUAAAGUAUCUCCUUCAAUUCUUGGACUCAAGGGGCAAAAUUUUGAGUGGGUGACAUUGGAGUAUGCUUCUCCAAACCCAUCAAUUGAUGACUGGAUAGGAAUGUUUUCUCCUGCUGAUUUCAGUGCCUCCACCUGCACCCCUGAUGAUGGCUCGAAGUUAGCUCCUUCAUUUUUGUGUACCGCACCUAUUAAGUAUCAGUAUGCAAACUACAGUAGUCCAGGAUACAGAAAAACAGGAAAGGGGUCGUUGAGGCUUCAGUUAAUUAACCAGAGAUCAGGUUUCUCUUUUGUGCUUUUUUUUGGAGGUUUAUCAAAUCCCAAGCUGAUGGCAGUAUCAAAUAAAGUUGCUUUUACCAAUCCAAAUGCACCAGUUUACCCACGCUUAGCACAAGGAAAGAUAUGGAAUGAAAUGACUGUAACAUGGACAAGUAGAUAUGGGAUAAAUGAGGCAGAACCCUUUGUUGAAUGGGGUCGAAAAGAUGGUGAUCGUAUGCAUUCCCUGGCUGGGACACUGACUUUUGAUCGUAACAGCUUGUGUGGUGCACCAGCAAGGACGGUUGGGUGGCGUGAUCCUGGAUUUAUACACACAAGUUUUCUGAAGGAGUUAUGGCCCCAUGCUGUGUAUACAUACAAGCUUGGGCAUAAAUUAUUCAAUGGUACAUACGUUUGGAGUCAAGAGUACCAGUUUAGAGCAUCUCCAUAUCCUGGUCAAAGUUCUGUACAAUGUGUUGUUAUUUUUGGAGACAUGGGAAAGGAUGAAGCUGAUGGCUCCAAUGAAUAUAACAAUUACCAGCGAGGCUCCCUUAACACCACCAAGCAGCUUAUUCAAGACUUGAAAAACAUUGAUAUUGUCUUCCACAUUGGCGAUAUAUGCUAUGCAAAUGGGUAUCUUUCAUGGGACCAGUUUACUGCACAGGUUGAGCCAAUUGCAUCAACUGUUCCUUACAUGGUUGCAAGUGGUAACCAUGAGCGUGACUGGCCAGGAACUGGAUCCUUAUAUGGAAACUUGGAUUCUGGAGGAGAAUGUGGUGUGUUGGCUGAGACAAUGUUCUAUGUCCCUGCUGAGAACAGAGCUAAUUUCUGGUAUUCCACUGAUUAUGGCAUGUUCAGAUUUUGCAUAGCUGAUACAGAACAUGAUUGGGGGAGCCGGGAGGGAACAGAGCAAUACAAAUUUAUUGAGCACUGCCUUGCUUCUGUUGAUAGACAAAAGCAACCCUGGCUAAUUUUCCUUGUGCAUCGGGUGCUUGGUUGUUCUUCUUCCACCUUUUACGCUGACGAAGGAUCAUUCGAGGAACCUAUGGGAAGGGAGAGCCUGCAAAAACUUUGGCAUAAGUACAGGGUUGAUAUAACCAUAUACGGUCAUGCUCACAAUUAUGAAAGGACAUGUCCCAUUUACCAGAAUAUUUGCACAAGCAAAGAGAAAUCCCACUAUAAGGGCACCUUAAAUGGAACAAUACAUGUUGCGGGUGGAGGAGGAGCAAGCGUUGCAGAUUUCACCACCAGUACUACUACUUGGAGUUACUUUAUAGACCACGAUUACGGAUUGUUGUUGGAGUACAAGAAAAGCAGGGAUGGGAAGGUUUAUGACUCUUUCAAGAUAUCUCGGGGCUGCAGAAACAUCACGGUCUGCACCGUGGACAGCCGCCCAAGCAUGACCCUAGCAUCUUGACCUGCAUUGAUGAAGAAAAUUCUUUGAGCAUUGUUUGUGGAUUUGUAGUUUUUUGUUGUAGAACGCUGGCCUUUUGCUGUGUGUUGUAUAAUCAUAUAAUAGUCAUUUAGUGCUCUGAAUAAAACAUCCUCCCUGACUCGUAUUUCA